AUGACCGCAUAUAUUCUGUUGUGCAAGCCUUCUCGAUGGCUCGAUCUCGGCAGUGGUCGCCAUUACGCCUUACGGAUGUCACAAACAGAAGCUGCCAAAACCCUGCAGCUUAUAAAUCGGCUAUGGCAAUUGAAAAAUCCGAGCUUUCUACUAAACUUCUGCUUACGGAACUUACACAAAGAGAAUCCGAAUUUUCUUGAUUUGAUUGAACGCUAUGGAUGGUGGAAUCGGAUCAUCACAUCAUCAGCAGCAAAACCAUGUCUUAGUCGAAGAGAGCUAUGGAAAGCAUGUGCAGGUCCCAUGAUGGAUCUUCCCAUAGUUGGGGAGAGAUUGAAGGAAUCAGCUGAUCAGAUUGUACCAUCAUUCGACCUCCAUACAGAUAUCCUCUGCAGGGUCAUUAACAUUCAGCUCAGGGUGGAACCUGCUACUGAUGAGGUUUACGCACACAUUACUUUACUCCCAGAAGAAAAUCAAAAUGCCAUCAAAUGUUUUCCUCCCCUGGACAUUACCAAGCAGAAACCAAUCCAUGAAUUGAUAGCAAAAGACCUUAAUGGCUCCGAAUGGCGAUUUUGUCAUGUAUUUCGAGGCCAACAUCGAAGACAUUUGCUUACGAAAGGUUGGAGUAAAUUUGUUGCUAGUAAGAGAUUAGUUACUGGGGAUUCAGUUAUCUUCUUAAGGAAAAGGAGAUUCAUUUUAAGCUUGAACAAAUAUCUUGAGCCAAAUAGAGAGAAACCAUCAAACCAAGAUUUAGCUCAGAUUGCUUCCACCGGCCUAUCCACUAACCAGGCCUCCAUUGAUGUCCUUGAUUGUGAUGUAUUCAGUGACAUCUUCUUAGCUGCACACCCUCUCUUUCUAGAGAAUACACCAGAGUCAAAUGGGAAUUGUGUAGGAGUUGCUUCUACUGUCCAAAAUUUUGAGGGAUGGCCAGAGCCCCAGAGUGAGAGUUUCACUACCUAUCCACAGCAGCAUAUACCAGAACAUUCUGCGACGACUUCAACCUUGCAGCCAACUGACACCUUACAAGUGAUGUGUACUUAUUCUACCCCGAGGCAUCUUCCAACUGAGCAUGUCUCUUGGGCAGUUUACCAAGUGGCCCAACAAUAUGUUCCUAUACUCAGUAGAGUCUAUGCGUUACUCCAGUACUAUCUCUGGCUUCAAAGCAAUAACUGGUGCACUGCAGUCAGUGUACUUGGAGAUGUUGGCCAGGAUUACUCUUUAAGGGGAUAUAACAUGCUUUAAAAUCAGGUUGCCUAAGACUUAAUUGUGGACCUUACGCUACAAAAAUAAAAAAUCUCAAGAGCGACUUCUGUAGGAAUGAGAUGUUAUGUCAUAACUCUGCUCGCAUUCCUCCUUGUGAGGUUUUCGGCAGACUGGAAAAAGGAAGACUAAUUACAGCAGAAGAUGUGUCACCUUUUGUUCAAUAGUAUCACUACAUAUAUGUAAAGAUCAUGUAGCAAGGAACUGCAUAACAUUCAUCGAGUGGAUAUUUGCUUCCAAAUGCAUGUAAAUGAUACCCAACAAUUAGUUUGUGACGUUGUCUAUAUCUAACAAUCAUUGCGUAUCUAUCGUUCCGACUCUUGCAAUGUUGGGCCCGUGCUAAGCGCGGGCCAUUGCCACCUAAUUUUAAGUUAUACAUUCUAGUUUUGAGUGUUAAUAAAAGAAAAACUUUCAGAAA
This is a messenger RNA of Nicotiana attenuata, 1675 nucleotides long. RefSeq lists its product as uncharacterized. NCBI's taxonomy places the organism in Eukaryota, Viridiplantae, Streptophyta, Magnoliopsida, Solanales, Solanaceae. Gene Ontology annotation, biological process: regulation of DNA-templated transcription; response to hormone. Gene Ontology annotation, molecular function: DNA binding. The record is from RefSeq and is a predicted model, not a curated record. The transcript is spliced from 13 exons. Bases 1 to 1239 code for a protein of 412 amino acids.